AUGUAUCCUUCUUACCCAUAUUCACAGUCCGGCUUCGGUUAUGAAACGUAUCACAAAGUCGUUCCGACGCAGUCGUCGUCAGCGCUCCCUCCUGCAUCACAACCACUUCUGCAGCCAGCGGCAGCCGUUCCAUCCACGUUAAUACCCGCCCGAUUCCAAAAUCCCCACGUAUUAGUUCACAAGUCCAAGGUACCCAAGACUUCUAGACAAACCCCCAAACACAAGCCCCAACUUCCUCAACAACGAAAUUAA
Molecule: messenger RNA, 252 nt
Organism: Botrytis porri
Lineage: Eukaryota; Fungi; Ascomycota; Leotiomycetes; Helotiales; Sclerotiniaceae
Exons: 1
Coding region: 1-252 (83 amino acids)
Source: RefSeq, a predicted model, not a curated record